CGAGCUCUGAUGCACCAGUAAAGCGAUAAGUCCCCUACUAAUAACAUCAAUUUAUAAACACAGUUAAAGCCGUGCUUUUGUGCCACGAGCAUUACUUUCAAAGAAGCUGGUUUCAUAGUUUAAGGUAGGGAUAUCACUGGCAAGGACGUGAUAGUGUGUGGAGACUGUGGUGUUGAGUUACAAGGACACAAGUAGGUGGAAAUGCUAAGCGGAAAGUUUCUGUUGUGCGCGAUUUUAUUUGCUGCAUGGCAAGUCGCCACCCCCGCCAGCCUACCAGCGUUGCCGUCGCGGAUCGGCAACUACAACGAAGUUGGCGACGGCGGGUUCAAGAUGCCCGUGGUGCUCACGUGGGCCAAGGUGCGUGAGGGGGUGCCUCCGCCCCUCUGCGCCGGCCGCUGCGCCUCGCCGCCCCACGGGCCGGUCUGCGCCUUCGACGCUACAGGAACCGCCAGGACAUUCGCUACAUUGUGCGAGCUUGAGGCCGUGUCGUGUCGCGAGAGCACCUACUACGCGAUCACAAGCUUGGGCGAAUGCUGACCAGACGUCGACGAACAUUAUGAGUAAUUUUAUAACUAAGUAUAAGUAAUACUUAUUAAUAUUGAGUGGUUGACAAUCCCACGUUUUUAAAUUCAUUUCUAGGCUCUACUAAGUUCAUUGAGUAUGUAAUACUUAUGCACUUCCAACGAAGUAGAAUUAUGUAAUAGGUAUUUAGAUAGAUAUUAGAAAUGUUGCUAUUCGAUAAAUUUCGGAAUGUUAUUAUUUUUAUGCCUAAAAUUGUGUUUUAAAUUGAAAACGGAGAAGUGAUGUAUUAAAAGUAUUUGGUUUGAAUGUUCCUAAAAUUCAAAAUUGACGCAUUUCUUACUAAUAUAAUGUUUCGUUUAAGUUUAUUAAUAUCAAAAUGAUAUUAAUUAUAAGUACAUUAGUAUUAAGCCGGAUCAUAGAAUACGGAUGUAGUUUAAUUUAUUGUACAAAGUACGAGAUAUCCGACCGUAUGGUGUUUGUGAAUGUACUCCAUGUCUAUGGCCAGUAGGCAUCUUGACAAAAUAGUUCAAUAAAGUAUACUUCCAUAAA
This is a messenger RNA of Pectinophora gossypiella (pink bollworm), 1071 nucleotides long. RefSeq lists its product as uncharacterized. The transcript is spliced from 3 exons. Gene Ontology annotation, molecular function: protein binding. The record is from RefSeq and is a predicted model, not a curated record. Lineage: Eukaryota; Metazoa; Arthropoda; Insecta; Lepidoptera; Gelechiidae. Bases 202 to 537 code for a protein of 111 amino acids.